AUGGCAUCGUUACAUCCGAAAUGGAAGAUCUCCAGUACAGCGUACAGGGAAUUCGCUAACGGACAGUCCUCCGCUGCGGACGCUCCGGAUGCCUUCGGCCUCCGAAAUCUCACCUACAUUCAGCUCACGAGCGAAGAUGAACUGCCGAAGGAUCUCCACAAACAGCUAAACUACCGAAGACUGAAGCAUCAGUGCGAUCAGAGGCACGCUCAGAUGCGAAAUCUCGCCCAUGGAUUGCAGAGUAGUGAUCCACAGGAGCAGCAGACUGCCGGCGAAACCUUGCAAAGGCAUAAGCGCGCUAUCGCCGAUUGGUUCUAUCGCCAAACACCAAGUGGUGCGGCAAGGGACACUCAGCCGAACGUUACCAUCAGCUGGGAGGCGCGUCCCGGGCGGACAUGUGCUGCCGGCAGCAUGACUACUGUAAAUUGA
Molecule: messenger RNA, 429 nt
Organism: Aedes aegypti (yellow fever mosquito)
Lineage: Eukaryota; Metazoa; Arthropoda; Insecta; Diptera; Culicidae
Exons: 2
Coding region: 1-429 (142 amino acids)
Source: RefSeq, a predicted model, not a curated record